UGUUGAUGUAGGAAGGCACAGGAACACCCUCAGACAGAGACCACUGGCUUGACCACUGUAGCAAAUUCUUCCCCACCCAAGCCUCCUGAGAUUAACAGUUCUUUAGCAGCCCGUAACAAAAUCGCAGAAACUACAUGCCGAACAGUGAGUUGUCUCGUUGAGAGAGGACGUGCUGAUGAACUAGUCUCGACGCCGGCCGGGCGGACAGACGGAGGGGAGGGACGGCUGCAGAGGACGUGAUGAGUAGCCCCGCGAGUGUUUUCUGGUGAAUGGAUCAGGGUGAGCCGUGAAGAUGCGUUGCCUGGCAGCCCGCGUCCACUACAAGACGCUGAUUGUGAUCUGCGCCCUGCUCACGCUCCUCACCGUCCUGCUGUGGAACAAAUGCUCCACCGAGAGGCCGCUGCGGUUCCUGCCCAGGCCCCAGCCCGCGCCCAGCCCCAAGGGCGAUGGCAGCCUCCUGCAGCAACCCCCGCAGCCCCCCGAGCCCCCUCCCGUGGUCGGGGGGGUCAAGUACGAAGAGAUCGACUGCCUCAUCAAUGACGAGACCACUAUUAAGGGCCGGCGAGAGGGUGGCGACGUGUACCUGCCCUUCAGCUGGAUGGAGAAGUACUUCGAGGUGUACGGCAAGGUGGUGCAGUACGAUGGCUACGACCGCUUCGAGUUUUCGCACAGCUACUCGAAGGUGUACUCCCAGCGUGAGCCCUACCACCCCAGCGGCGUCUUCAUGUCCUUCGAAGGCUACAACGUGGAGGUUCGGGACCGUGUCAAGUGUAUCAGUGGAGUAGAAGGAGUACCUCUGUCCACGCAGUGGGGGCCGCAGGGCUACUUCUACGCCAUCCAGAUCGCCCAGUACGGCCUGAGCCACUACAGCAAGAACCUGACGGAGCGUCCGCCACACAUGGAGGUGUACGACAUGGCGGAGGAGCGAGACAGCCGGCCUAGUGCCUGGACCGUCCCCAAGGGCUGCUCCCUCAGCCGCGUCUACGACAAGACGCGCGCGUCCUCGGUCCGGCAGUUCAGCGCACCAGAGAAUUCCGAAGGGGUCUCUCUUCCGCUGGGAAACACAAAGGACUUCAUCAUCUCCUUCGACUUGAAGUUCGUGUCCAACGGGAGUGUUUCCGUUGUCCUGGAAACCACAGAGAAGGGGCCUCCGUUUGUCAUUCACUACGUCACCACCUCGCAGCUCAUCGCCUUCAAGGACCGAGACAUCACCUACGGCAUCGGCCCCCGCACCGCCUGGACCACAGUGACCCGGGACCUUCUGACAGACCUGCGCAAGGGCAUCGGCCUGUCCAACACGAAAGCCGUCAAGGCCACCAAGACGAUGCCGCGGCGCGUGGUGAAACUGGUGCUCCACGGGCGUGGCGCCAUCGACAACGUCACCAUCUCCACCACCUCGCACAUGGCUGCCUUCUUCGCGGCCAGCGACUGGCUGGUGCGGAACCAGGACGAACGGGGCGGCUGGCCCAUCAUGGUCACGCGCAAGCUGGGCGAGGGCUUCCGGGCGCUGGAGCCCGGCUGGUACUCGGCCAUGGCACAGGGCCAGGCCAUGUCCACACUGGUGCGCGCCUACCUGCUGACCAAGGAUGACGUGUACCUGCGGGCGGCCCUGCGCGCCACGGGGCCCUACCGCAUGCCCUCGGAGCAGCACGGCGUCAAGGCCGUGUUCAUGAACAAGUACGACUGGUACGAGGAGUACCCCACUACGCCCAGCUCCUUCGUACUCAACGGCUUCAUCUACUCGCUCGUCGGCCUGUACGACCUGGCCGAGACGGCGGGCGAGAAGCUGGGCAGGGACGCCGGCCAGCUCUUCAGCAAGGGCAUGGAGUCCCUCAAGGCCAUGCUGCCACUCUACGACACGGGUUCCGGAACCAUCUAUGACCUUCGCCACUUUAUGCUGGGCUCGGCCCCCAACCUGGCCCGCUGGGACUACCACACCACGCACAUUAACCAGCUGCAGCUGCUGGGCACCAUAGACAACUCGCCCAUCUUUAGGGACUUUGUCAAGCGCUGGAAAAGCUACCUAAAGGGAGGAAGGGCCAAGCACAACUAGGGCUGCUCACCGCCACCCAGCUGGUGAGGGGUGGUCGGCGGCGCACUCACCUGCGGACAAGUCCAGUCACACCAUGCCGGUGCUGGAGACGGAACGCAGUGUCCAAAUGGUGAAAAGUGGUGUGUUGCAGGUUCCAGCCUAGAAAAGUUACUGAACUCUUUUAGUAGUGUGCAGUUUUCUUUCCUGAAACUGUAAUUGCAGUGCUCAUCUUUGCUGUGAUGGCAGUAAUGCAUAGUAAUGCAUACAAAGAAAUGUGGCUCCCAGCAGUUUGCCGUUUCCUGAUGGGGUCGUGGUGAGGAUUAUUUUAUUCUCGAGUCUAAACUAGAAAUCUUCAGGCCUGGAAUAUACAGUGAGUUAUUAACUCCUGAGAUGUCUGGGCUCUUUUUCUUUUUUCCUGAUGAAAAAGUUAAAAGUGUGAGAGAAAGAAUUGUUUAUUAUUAGAGAGCUAAAACCAAACAUAUUAACAUGAGUAAUUACGGAUAUAACCGAAGCAAAUUCUCUAUUAUGACAGAACCCCAUCAAAAAUAUCAAGAAGGAUACCUUCUUGUGUGUGUGAAAAGAUUGCCUUUUAUAUGGACAGUUAAUUUUACAGUAACUGAGAGAGGUCCCUGGUUUAAAAAAUAAAAAAAAUAAAUAUAAAUUUUGGGUGAGCCUAGUUUAGCGGUGUAUUUUGCUACAAGUGAUCUUCCUUUGUUGUGGGAAUUCCUUCCCAUUCCUUGCUGUGCAGUAGCCCUCUCCCCGAGGAGACUAGUCCCAGAUUGGAAUAGCUUUGUUAGCCCUCUCCAUAACAUGGCCCCCUGUUGAGUAUGGAGCUUCACCACAAUCACCUUGUGUCUGUUUUGAUGCUGCAGCGGCAGGGCCCGUAAUCCAGUUAGGGUUUCGGUGCGAUGUUCUCAGGUUAGCGGGAUGGUGGUUUUCUAAAAUGGUGCGUUUGCGAGGCGCUCGGGAAAAACGCCUAAAGGCUUUGGCCCGCGACCGGCUGUCAGCACACGCUCCCCCUCAAAGGUAGGAAAUUGUGGCGUUGGGAAGGGAAAAAAACUUCUUAACCUGCCCUCUUUAGUUGUCGGAGGAGGAGCUUGGAGUGUAAUCCAAGACAACAAAGGGAAAGGAUUAACACAUUUGGCCUAUACUGGCUUGGGAAUUUAGCCUAGCAUGACUGUAACGUUAGAGUUGAGGGUUCCCUUCAAUCGCCUCUUCUUUAGUCAGUGGCAGGCAGAUCUUAAAACAAGCUGAAACCUCUUCUCAUCUUUGCUUCAAGUUGAAGACUUUGCACUUUACUUGUGUGAUAGUGAUGCCUUGUAUGAAUCUCUCAACACAUUUAUCCAGUCCUGUAGUCCAAUGUUAGUGGAUUUCAUACGCAACAUUUGUUUGUUUCUCCAUUUCAGACUCCCUUGCCUUUCGACCCUUCCUAACACAGAGGAGAAUACAGUAAUAUAUAAGGGAAUAUUUUCAGAAUAAAGCAUUAGCCUAACUUUGUUCACUUCAGUUUAGUGCUGACUCUUUAGUCUAGCUUUGUUUACUUCAGUUUAGCGCUGACUCAUGAAACCUCUAGCUCUAGCUCUCUAGCCUCUAGCUGACUCUUGUUCAUCGUCAUUGGAACGAGAUGCUUUUGGCAGCUGGAACUCAGUGGCAGCCUAAUAACCCCACCCAACUCUCAAUUUUCUUUUGUCGGAUUCUCUUACUUGAGUUAGUAAGAUACCUCACCAUUUGUGUGUGUGUGUGUGUGUGUGUAUGGAUGCUUGUGUGGAUCUAUGUGGUUAAAACAACAAUACAGCCUCAGCUUAGUCGCUGGCAAAUUCAGCAAGCAAACAAACGGCUUGCUGGUGUCAUUACAGCGGCCCGGAGGAUUUUCUGGACAUCAGUGUUGGCCGAGAUGUUCCCCAGUGCCGUGCAGCCAAUGACAGCUGGUCCUUUUCCUCAUCCCUUGUUUGCGACGGCUUAACCUGUUUAAUCUCUGGGCUUUGAUGCUGCAUGUGAGUUAGCAAGGAGGUGGGCGCAGGGCUACCCCUAACACCACUACUUAAUAGGACUGGGAAUGUGGGAUUAGAGUGCAUCUCAAGAUGUGUGUUCAUCUGUUGCCGUGCGGUCAGAGGAACAGAAUAUUAAAGUCCGGCCAUGCGUGGCUUAAAGGCAGAAUAUAAUACGCUGGUUGCAGUGUUCUAUUCCAUUCACAUCGACAGUUAUGGUUUUAAGAUUCAAGCGAGCAAGUGUUUUUUUUUUUCAUCAUCUUUUUUUUAACAUCAUUCCUUUUUCAAUGUCCAUAGGAAAGAUAAGAAUAUUACAACAGAAUUAUCUUCAGUCUGGCAACUGGUUCAAGAACCACGCUUAGCCACUCUAUCAAAGAGUCUUCAGUCACCAGACUUCCCACACUUCUUUUGUGCCUGAAUAAUGCAAAGCUUUCCACUGGUCAGAAGAAUUGACCAAGAUCUUCCACUCAUUCACUCACUCACUCACUCACUCUGCAUAGUCCUGUUGAGUACUGUUACGUUUGGUCUGCUCUCUGUGAGUCGGCGGCUGGCUGUUGUCUGACGGAAGUCAGAGGGAUUCCAGAUGUGCAUUGUUUGCAUUUUGACAGUCCUGUCGGUCCUGACAAGGGCACGGCAGACUGUAAAAGCCCCUUCUGAUGGGGUCAUGUCAGUCCACCUCUGCGAUGACCACAUCCCUGGCAUGUCCAUCCGUCUGUCGUCUAGGAUGCCAAACUACUCUAAACCCUCUGAGAGUCCUACAGCAUGGGCCUCUCCACUAUCAGAGUGGCUGUGACUGCAGUGCUGAUGGGAUUGUUCUGAUACAGACCAUUUGUUGAGCUCACGACACUAGGGUUGAGGGGAGCCUGAUAGCAUUCACAUUUUUAUGAUUAUUGUCUUUUUUCCAUGACUAUUACUAUGCACAUUUGCCACACAAUGGGACUAAAAGCGCAGUAUGUCUUUUUAAAGGGAAACAAAAAACGGUUACCACAAGGGGACUGUGCAGCUUACUUUUUUUCCUUCUUUUUUUCGUUUAUACCAAAGUCUUUAAAAGCCUGGCUAUUUCAUUUCACGUGUCAUUGUUUUUGUUUAUAUGCUAAUGGUGCCAUGGAGCAUUUGUUAGCGUCCGAAGAAGUGCGAAGAAGUGCUGAAACGUUUGUGUCCCACAGAGAAGGGAACUGCCUAUCUAAAGACUUUUUAGUUUUGAGAGUUUUCGAUUUUAUGUAGAGCAUGAUGAGAGAUGAACAAUAAAUAUAUACUUUUUAAAAAUUAAAAAUCACAACUGUUUAAAGGGUUGUGUGCGACUGCACAGAUUGUGAUCGAACUGAACUGAGCUUCGAAAAACCAUUCUGGUGGCAUUAUACUUUUUUGUUUGGUGGUGGGGGGCUAAUUCUUGUACCAGGACUUCUUUUAUUAGUUUCCAUAGGGCAGGGUAGCUUUUUUCUUUUGGGGUGAGCUGUCUAUCAAAGGGAACAGCAGUUAAGCACAACAUUAGGCGGGGAUUACACUGGCCAGCAGCAAGCGGCAGGUUUCCUAUUAUUCUCUAUUGUUCGGAAAGCGGAACGGUGGCAGCGCUAACGUUGAACAAGCUGAGCAUUGAACUUGGUUCAACUUUCAAAGCGCAACGCGAGCGUAUUCAAUUGCCAGUUUAGGCAAACCAUUUGUGUUACUUAGGAACGAGAUAGAACUUAUGGUCUGAGCGUUGCGGUUACUUGCGCUUGCUGCUUGCCGCUGGCCAGUGUGAUACUCGCCUUAGUAUCUUACUCUUUUUUUUUUUUUAUUUAUUCUCAUCCAUUUUGUUUUUUAUUUCUGGACAAUGUGCAACGCCUUUCUUGGGAAGCUGCUAUUGUUGUUCACUGUGGAAUAUAGGAACGUCUAGUCAUCUUUGUCUCUCAUGUCUCAUUUUCUUUGUCCAGUAAAAUUGUGUGUGUGUGUGUGUGUGAGAGAGAGACCCCAGCCACAUGUGACGUAUGCAAUAAACCGUUUACUGGGUUGCUGUAGCAGCAGGCAUCCAGAGAGGUUGUACAAACUUUGCAAUCCAAGCACAAUGUGCACAUGUGACCAUUUUUAUGCAGGAAAAAAAAACGUGUUUAUAUAAGAGUUGAAUCUUUGUGCUUUAAAUUGCUUUUUAAGAAGUUGUAAAAUAAAGGCCUCUUUUUCCUAAA
Molecule: messenger RNA, 6182 nt
Organism: Alosa alosa (allis shad)
Lineage: Eukaryota; Metazoa; Chordata; Actinopteri; Clupeiformes; Clupeidae
Gene: glceb
Product: glucuronic acid epimerase b
Exons: 5
Coding region: 293-2053 (586 amino acids)
Biological process (GO): heparan sulfate proteoglycan biosynthetic process
Cellular component (GO): Golgi apparatus
Molecular function (GO): heparosan-N-sulfate-glucuronate 5-epimerase activity
Source: RefSeq, a predicted model, not a curated record